AUGCCAAAUCAAUUUCUGGCGGCUUGCAAAGCCUCCGAGUCAUCUCAGACGAGGCAAACGAAAGCCAAGGCGGGCGAGAUCGCAACGGCGUUGCUUGCAUUUCGAUCGUCCAAAGUCGGAGCCGAUGACCCCUUCUUAUUCCCCUAUGCGAGAGGCCUCAUCAACGAGAAGUACAUUGGCUCAGGAGACCUUCUCUUUGCCUUGCUCAGAAGCUCACUCUACGGCCGAGACGACCCGGAAGCCCCUGUUGCGACUGGAUACACAGGAAUGCCAUCAUGCGAAGAAAGGAUCUUCACCAUACUCAUGCAAAUGUACUCUACCACCCACAUACCUACGGCACCCCUCGAGAUUUGGAGCUUGGUCCAGACUAUCUAUCGCUGGCUCAAGGCGGUCAACGACUACGAAGUCGUCAAGCAACUCGAAGGCGGUGGACUCCACACUGUCGAUGCCAUCACAUUCGGAAGUUACGAAGCGCUAGGUAAACUGGCCAUUGCAGUCUUCGACAAUGCCAGCAUGCGCGAAGUCAUGAAGCAGCAAUGGUGGAAAGAGCAUCGUGCCGCGGUCACAACAGAACUGGUCAACUUCGACACCCACAUCCUCCAGUGGAUGAAUUCGCAGUUUGCUGGCCGACUGAGAAUGGUGACCGGAUCUGUGCCGUUCAUCCCGCUGGAUAAGAACGGAGAGCCCCAGUGGACAGACCAGCAGAUCCUCGAUUCCAUUCCGGAGAUCCCCGUCAUCCCGUCAAGAGCAGCAGCUUUCGUUUGGCUCAAUGCUGCACUGGUAGCGAGGCCACUCACCGAUGACAUGACAGUCUACAGCUAUCUGCACGGCCGCUCUCCCAAUGAUGUGCAGAUGCAGGUAUCUGACCUUCUUGUCGCCUCCUUCGACUGCCUCACGAACGCGAUGCUGCGGAAGGAAUCGAGACAAGAUGUCCGCAUUAUCCAGUCAUUCCUCUGCAACAAAGUACCCCAUAUCAUCUCCAUGCUGUCAAGAAGCAUCGCGCCGCCCAUGACUGCUGAGUCUUGCAUUCAGAUGACACUGAUCCCUGGAGGACAUAUCAGCAUGGAUCCACUUGCACCUAUCACGCCUGGUGCCAACCAGAUCAGAGACAGCCUAAAGGGUGCUCGCCUGGAAUUCUUACAGGCAUGCGCCCUUCAUGGUCUCGUUUCGGAGGGUACGAUCAGCAGUAUCCUACAGGAAUCCAUAGCUCUGCCGCGUGUAACGAGACACAACAAAGAUGCGCUGGUUGCUCAAUGCGCUAAUAACAUCAGCCGCCUCGAGAACCACAUCGAAGAUCUGGAUGCCUUCCAGGGGAAUGCUGGGGCAAUCGCCAAUUGCAUCGUCGAGACGGUCACGAAUCUUUGCAUGAGCAAAGACACCAUGUCACUGAAGUCGGUCUGCAAUUGGUUGAUGAAGAAAGUCUCCCGCAUCGACAUAGUCAUGAUCUUUGCGCAGCCAGGCAUGCUCCUUUUGCCAAUAUGCACACUCUUGAACGACUGGAUCCACGAUCAAGAACAGACUGAAUUCACCCCAUCCUACGAGGAGUUCGCUUCUAUCCUGCUCUUCGCUCUUACGGUCAUCCAUCGUUAUGAUCUGAAAGGCGCAGAUAUUGGCAUCUUGCCCGACAGCUUCGUGGCUCGGCUUCUGGACGACAUGUCCAUCUCAAAUCCUCUCAAUGAGCUGUCGCCAGAGCAAGCGUCACAGCUGGGGAAGUGGAUCGAAGGACUCUACGCCGUUGACGAGCACGGAGAGACCAGCGGUAUCGGCGACGAUGUCAUGCGGCAGUGCUCACCCCAGGCAUUCUACCAGCUUGUGCCAACCCUCUUCGAGCAGAGUAUACUGGCCUGCCGGACCAAUGCGCUGUCGAUCAAGACAUUCAAAGGGGGCUUAGAACUGCUUCUGGAGCCCUUCCUGCUGCCUUCGUUGGUCAUGGGUCUGAGAUGGCUGGCGGAGCAUUCUUGGGAGGACCACAAUGACACCGAGGUGCUCCUUCAUAUCCUCGACAAGCUGCUCAACCUCCCCAAAAGCUCCCCGCCAGAGACCAAAGCAAUGCACGUUGCCAUACUUACCAUGGUCGCAACACCACUGUACGAGUCGCUACAGGAGCUUCUUCGCCGACAACCGGAAAAGAAGAAGGCUGCAGACUUGAGCCAGGUGCUCAAGCAAUAUCUUUAUCAACAGCGAACACUCAGCCGACAGAAGCACGAACUUGACGAGAUUUACCAGAAAGAUGGUAGCGUACAGAACCGCAUUCGUCGAAGCAUUCGGGAAUUGGUCGAGUGGUCAUCGACCCCAUCAAACCCGCCAAAUCCACCGCCGAGAUACACUUACAAAGAAUUUGCUUUAGCCUGCCAGCUUCUAGAUGGCGUGGCUCUUCGCGAUGUCAUGGUACAAGAACUGUCACAGAGCCCGAAUGCCCCGACAGCCCUGGAUGUAUGCACUUCUUUGGUCUGUGUCCCUGUCCCUGUGCCCAUGGCUGCACAGCAACAGAGCCAUCCCAAUUGCGUCACAACCCGCCUCCGUAACAGCAUUGCGCUCGUUGCAGCAGACAUUCAGAGCGUCAAGCAGAAGGAAGUGGCCGAAGCUGAGGCACUCGUUCGUUUGUGUCGAAGAGUCGAAGCCCAGCUUGCAGUUGUGCAAAUUCCUCCAAUGGCGAUCCCCAUGCAACAGAUCCAAGACCAGACAGCAGCCGAUCAAAUGAUGCAGGAACUUGGGCUGGACUUGCCUGGUAAUGGCGAUGGCACGAGUGUGGAUGCCGCCAUCAACCAGAACGACUUGACCGGCCUUGAGCAGCAGCUCGAUCUUUCGAAUCCGACGAACGAGGACCUCGCAAACAUGGCUGUUAACACCGGCGCAAUGGACAUUGACCAGUCCCAACUUCUAAGCGACAUGGACUUUACUCUGAGUUCGACGCAAAACAACGGCCAGCAGGUCGGACAACAGAAUCAAGAAGAGGACAUCUUUGCGGGCCUUGACAUGGGCGGCAUGAGCGGGAUGGACGACCUGGGCGAUUUGGGCGAAGACUUCAACUUCGGAUAG
Messenger RNA from Zasmidium cellare ATCC 36951, 3039 nucleotides. RefSeq lists its product as uncharacterized. Gene Ontology annotation, cellular component: mediator complex. Gene Ontology annotation, molecular function: transcription coregulator activity. Gene Ontology annotation, biological process: regulation of transcription by RNA polymerase II. Lineage: Eukaryota; Fungi; Ascomycota; Dothideomycetes; Mycosphaerellales; Mycosphaerellaceae. The transcript has a single exon. The record is from RefSeq and is a predicted model, not a curated record. Bases 1 to 3039 code for a protein of 1012 amino acids.